Molecule: messenger RNA, 510 nt
Organism: Parastagonospora nodorum SN15
Lineage: Eukaryota; Fungi; Ascomycota; Dothideomycetes; Pleosporales; Phaeosphaeriaceae
Exons: 2
Coding region: 1-453 (150 amino acids)
Molecular function (GO): peroxiredoxin activity
Source: RefSeq, a predicted model, not a curated record
AUGCCGCCAAUCGAUCGAAAAAAGAUACGCGAUGCAAAAGUAGACGAAGCACACAAGACAUUAUUUGAAGAAGGGAUCGCGAUCCGCCGCUCCGUCGCAGGCGACUCCUACGUUGACGCUUCUCUCGCGCGGCACUCUACACCUUUCUCCAAACCGCUCCAGGAACUUGUCACGGAAGUCGGCUGGGGCUGGAUAUGGAGUCGACCCGGCCUGACCCGGCAGCAGCGGAGCUUACUCAAUCUGGGUAUGCUGUGCGCAUUGAACAGGAGCACGGAAUUGGGCGUGCAUGUAAGAGGAGCGUUGAGAAACGGAGUGACGGAGGAAGAGAUUAGAGAGGCGCUGUUGCAGGUUGGAAUUUAUGUUGGUCUGCCAGCUUCUAUGGAAGGCUUCCGAGUAGCCGGGAAAGCACUUGAAGAGUGGAAAAAAGAAGGAAAAGUCAAAGCUAAGCUGUAAAAAGCUAUCACUUCCCAGCGAUGAACAUAUGCCACGCUCCAAUCAAGUCAUCUAAAU